Messenger RNA from Malaya genurostris, 1621 nucleotides. RefSeq names its product fasciculation and elongation protein zeta-2 (gene Unc-76). NCBI's taxonomy places the organism in Eukaryota, Metazoa, Arthropoda, Insecta, Diptera, Culicidae. Gene Ontology annotation, cellular component: axon; cytoplasm. The record is from RefSeq and is a predicted model, not a curated record. The transcript is spliced from 5 exons. Bases 291 to 1511 code for a protein of 406 amino acids.
UUAAAAGUGAAUGCUGAUGAGUUUCUUAUCGUCCGUUACCACAAAAAACGCAUAAAAUAUUCUGAUGAUUCCGUGGAAAUCUAUGAUCCGUGACUCAGAAUCUGUAGCAAAAUAGAUGAAAAUAUUGUAAUUUUUAUGAAAAAUCUGUGAAUAUGGUAACUCUGGUAUUGACUUUAUUAUUAAAAGUCAUAGAUUGUUAAUAGUACAGGUACUACGGUGUUUUUUUUUAAUUUUUUCUCAAUAGUCACUGCAAAUGCAACAGGGACCUUUCAAGUGCGCGUUUUAGAGUUAUGCGUGAUAUUGCCUAUAAAAUGGCCGAGCUCAAAUUUGAAGCUCCUCUCGCUCAAUGUGAAGAAACAGACGAAUGGGGCCCUGUCGAAUAUCAUUCUUCAACUGUUUUGCCAAAAUGUACCCCCAAAGGUUCAGUGAAUGUGAUUAGAUUAAAUGGAUCUGCACUAACCAAAAGUUGCACUCAUGCAGAAUUCGACGACGUAAAUGAUAAUGAUCUGAAUUUAUUUAUCAAGAAUUGUAAUGGUAAUAUAGUUCUCUCUAAUCUCAAUAUAAACAAAAACAAUAGAAAAGAUCAUGACAACUUUGCCGAAGCUUUCACGGGUAGUCUAGAGGAUCUUGUGAAUACAUUUGAUGAAAAAAUUACUCAAUGCUUUGGCAAUUUUGAGCAAUCAGUGGAAGAAUUGGCCCCAGUGCAAGUGAGGUCACAAGAUGAUAUUAUGAACGAAUGUCAAAUGUGGUGGACAAUAACCGGAAAUUUUGGAAAUAUUCUACCUAUUGAUUGGUCAAAGACGUAUGCUCGUCAAAUGCAUGUCCCAGCAUUAAAAUUGGCCCAAUCAAUAGACUUAUCAAAUUACUAUGGCAAUCAAGAUCUUAGCUCAGAAGACGAAGCCGUUGCCAGUGACCUUGACAUGCAUUCUUUAAUACUUGGAGGCAUCCACCCUGAUAAUGAUCCAAUCAAAACGGCUGAGGAGGUUCUUAAAGAAAUUGAUGAUAUUAUGGAUGAAAGUGCAUCUGAAGAUGGAGUACUAGAGAGCGAAGCAAUGGAAAGAACCAAAGAAGCUCUUGGUUCGCCAUUAUAUGAAGAAAAAUUACGUUCUUUGUCAAUCACUCAGUUGAAUGAGUUGUAUAUGGAAAUGGAAGUUUUGAUAAGAGAAUUCAGUGAAACUUUAAUAUCUGAACUGGCUUUUAGAGAUGAAUUGGAGUACGAAAAAGAGCUGAAAAACACAUUCAUUUCACUUAUCUUAUCUGUACAAAAUCGUCGAAGACAUUUUCAUGUAGAAAGGAAGAGAGGGCGGCUCAACGGGAAACAAAUAAUGCCAUUUAAUUCUGUUUCGGAGCCAAAAUACUUAACUACUGUAAUUCCGUAUAACUUGGAGGGGACACCAGAUAACCAUGCGUUGCAAGUUUUAAUUAAAAUUUUGAAAGCCAUCAAUGAAGACAGUCCAACGGUUCCAACGCUAUUAACAGACUAUAUUUUGAAGGUGUUAUGUCCAACAUAGAGUACAGAGUGAAAUUAUGAUCCUAACAAUUAAGCUGAUCUAUCUCUUCUAUUGUACAUGUAUACUGAAUGUACAGUUAUCUUUUUGCUAAUAAAGGUUUCUUAAAUGUA